GAGCGGAACCCGGACUGUUUUCGGUGACGGACUACUCCUCUGUUUCCUAACAUGUUUUUUCCGCGCUCUCUCCGCUGUUUUUUAACUUUAAAACCGUAAACUGUCAUCUUUAUAAACUCCAAACAUAUUUAUCUGAAUAUUCUACACCACCCGGUGCUUCCAGACUUGGUCCAGACUCUGAUCCAAGGCUCUGGUUGGACCAUGCUCUCCUCUAUAGCUCUGAUCAGAGUUUUUUGUCCUUCAUUUUCGGCUCGACUUUUCCAAACAACAUGUCCCGUGAUCGUCCGGACUCUGCACUCCUCGAUUUGUCGUCGCCCACAGACGCUGCUCCAGGGCAGAGCUCCUCUUCGUCUCCAGUUCAGAUCCAAAAAGAGCCGCGUGCGUUUGGAAGAAGAGGAGCGGAAAACGCGGAACAGAACGGUGCUGACCUACAUCGCCGCGGCUGGAGUCGGAAUGAUCGGACUCUCCUACGCCGCAGUGCCCCUGUACAGGCUCUACUGUCAGGCCACAGGUCUCGGGGGUACGGCGGUGGCGGGACACGACUCUUCGGUGGUGGAACACAUGAGUCCUGUUAAAGAGCGCGUCCUCAAAGUGACGUUUAACGCAGACACUCACGCCAGCAUCCAGUGGAACUUCAGACCGCAGCAGAGCGAGAUCUAUGUGGUUCCCGGGGAAACAGCUCUGGCGUUUUACAAAGCCAAAAACCCUACAGACAAACCCAUCAUCGGCAUCUCCACCUACAACGUGGUGCCCUUUGAGGCUGGACAAUACUUCAAUAAGAUACAGUGUUUCUGUUUCGAGGAGCAGCGUCUGAAUCCUCAUGAGGAGGUGGACAUGCCGGUCUUCUUCUACAUUGACCCCGAGUUCGACUCUGACCCCAGAAUGGCCCGAGUCAACACCAUCACUCUGUCUUAUACUUUCUUUGAAGCAAAAGAGGGACAGAGGCUCCCCCUGCCCGGGUACAGCUACCAACCCCAAUAACAGUACCCAAAUAAUGUCUAAUACCAGAGCUGCCACUGAAGAACCAGGACACAGAAUGGACUGAGAUUUGCCCUGGACUUUCUUGGUCCUUAAAUCAAAGUGGAUAAGUUAUUAUUGUACGUAUGUAAAUGACAAAAAAAACUGGACUGGAUUCAGGAGUGAUUGUGUGAAACCCUGUGUACAAAUAAAACCAAAUAAAACCAUUGUGAAUAUUGUUCAAAAUGAAACUCCUCCAAAAUAAAUAUUUAUGAU
Messenger RNA from Periophthalmus magnuspinnatus, 1233 nucleotides. It is a transcript of the gene cox11, whose product is annotated as cytochrome c oxidase assembly protein COX11, mitochondrial. Gene Ontology annotation, molecular function: copper ion binding. The coding region runs from base 202 to 981 and encodes 259 amino acids. The record is from RefSeq and is a predicted model, not a curated record. The transcript is spliced from 6 exons. Gene Ontology annotation, cellular component: mitochondrial inner membrane. NCBI's taxonomy places the organism in Eukaryota, Metazoa, Chordata, Actinopteri, Gobiiformes, Gobiidae.